Molecule: messenger RNA, 819 nt
Organism: Didymodactylos carnosus
Lineage: Eukaryota; Metazoa; Rotifera; Eurotatoria; Philodinida; Philodinidae
Source: the annotation of a GenBank genome assembly
AUGACUAAAGGCCUUGUACAAACUGCAUCUAACACUGAUCAACACCAUCAACAAAAUGGCACCACUCUAAGUCCCCAACAAAUCAUUAAUGUAUCUGAUCAAGAGCAUACACGUCAAUUAUGGUUGAAAGCAGAUUGCGUUUGUUUUGAUGUUGAUUCAACAGUAUGUAAAGAAGAAGCGAUUGAUGAAUUAGCGAAAUUUCAAAAUGUUGGACAUACUGUUGAACAAAUAACAUUAUCGGCUAUGGGUGGCAAUAUGAGUUUUCGUCAUGCAUUAAAACUACGUUUAAAUGUUAUCCAACCGACAAGCCAACGUUUAAGCGAAUUUUUAUUAAAACAUCCGCCACAAUUAACCGAUGGUAUUGUUGAAUUAAUUCAAUUAUUACACGAACGACAUGUACCAGUCUAUUUGAUCACUGGUGGAUUUCAUGCGAUCGUUGAUCCGAUUGCAAAACGUCUACAUAUUCCAUUGCAAAAGGUUUUUGCAAAUCGUAUACUGUUUGAUGAUGAGAAUGAUGGAAAUUACAUUGGUUUUGAUGAAAAUGAAUUUACAUCGGAUACGGGAGGAAAAGGACUUGUUAUUGAACAUUUAAAACGAACGAAAGGUUAUGAACGUUUAAUAAUGAUUGGGGACGGAGCAACGGAUAUGGAAGCAUGUCCACCAGCUGACGGUUUCAUUGGAUUCGGUGGAAAUAUAAUUAGAGACAAAGUGCGAGAUAAUUCACCAUGGUUUGUUACAUCAUUUUAUCAACUCAUUGACGAACUGAGAAAUAAUUCUAUCGAAAAUAUUCCGCAGAAUAGAAUUCGAAUAAAAAAUUAG